AGCUCAACCUCAACCAUCAAUGGCGACCAUCUUCAUUCUCUGCUGCUGCUUCUUCUCUCUCUUUUCCGCCAGCCUCCAAAGAUUCCACCUUGCCCCCUUACCUUUCUAUCCUCAUCAAAUGCCGUAAAGAUGUCGCUGGAAUCUUAAGUUCAUUUCAAGAGCUUGUGGUGGAUAUCCGACAUUUGGCGUUAUUGUGAAAUUAUACGCUGAUUGUGGAUGAAAAAUAUGUUCAGGCUUAUAAAAUGGUGAGGCUGACACCUGAAAUUGUUCCAAUUCUGGAAGGCGAGUUUGGGCACCGUGGUCAAGAAGUAAUAUUCGACAGCUUUAUGGGACUAGUAAUGGAUGCUUUGGCCAAUCUAAUGGGUUAGAGGAAGUAUAUAGCAUUAGAAGUACUUAUAUAUGUGUAGGCAGAACUUUUUUCUUUCCUGGGGGACUACAGGACGCGCAAAAGUCGAUAAAAAAAUGGUCAGGUUAGUUUUCCAGGAUGUUGAUGAAUUUAUCUUUAAUAUGCAGGACUCGUUUUCGGAAGCUCUUUUAAGUUUCGGUGCAAAUUCUGUCAGUAUGGAUGAGCAUGAUGACUACGAGGACUCUGAUGAGGUCAGCAUUUGUUCGAUAUUCGCUGGGGAUGGAGAUGUGACUUCAUGCAUAUCGUAUGCUGCUGAUUCCAUUGGCAUAGAGAUGCCAAUUUUUGAACACUUGAAGUAUGAUCCCUAUGACUGGAUUAAAAGAACUCAGUACGUACAAAUCAGCACAAAUGAAUGUGUUGUUUACAGUGAGGUGUCAAUGAUUAUACCACACUGCACCACAGCAGUUUCCAAAUACCUCAAGGCAUAUGCUACCCGUCUAAGUAUCGUUAUCCUCAGCAAAGAGAUUGCAUGGGAAGGAAUGAUUCAGUUGGCUAAAAAGAUAUCUCUAGAGGAAUCAUUUGAUCCGGUAGAAGUAACCACUGGCCUCUGGGUUGUGCCAGAGUGGAAAACUCCUCCUGAUGCACGAGCGACAAAUAUUAUUCUGAACCCUGGUUUAGCUUUUGGAACUGGAGAGCAUGCCACAACCAAGAUGUGUCUGCUGUUGCUACAUCAAACUGUACAAGGAGGUGAAAACUUCUUAGACUAUGGCACAGGGUCUGGAAUUCUCUCCAUUGCAGCUUUGAAGUUGGGUGCUGCUUUGUCAGUUGGAGUUGAUAUUGAUCCUCAAGCAAUAACAGCUGCGCGUCAGAAUGCUGAACUCAACAAUAUAGAACCUGAGAAAUUGAAGUUGUAUUUAGUUUCCUCAGAAGACAGUGCUUCCUUGGUGGACGAAAAGGUGCAAGAAGAUAUGCAUGCUAAGGAAUCAGCUGCAGAACAAAAUUCUAAUAACACGAAUGAAUAUGACAUAGUCAUUGCAAAUAUAUUGCUAAAUCCGCUGCUGGCAUUAGCAGAUGAGAUUGUUUCACAUGCUAAAGUAGGAGCAACUGUUGGUCUCUCUGGUAUAUUAAAUGAGCAGGUUUCAUCUGUCAUAGAACGAUAUUCACCGAUUCUGGAAGACAUUUCAGUAUCAGAGAUGGAAGAUUGGGCUUGCAUAAAGGGAAAGAAGAAGGUGGCAAUUUGAGUGCAAAUUGAACACCAUGUUCAAAUAUGGAGAGAGCAGAACUGGUUGAACUCAAAGCUGUGAAAAUGAAGAAGGAACGACUACAAGAAUGGUGAACAUGUAUGUUGCUUUGAGAAAAUGAAGCAUCAAUUACUAAAGAAAAAGGCUAAAUGGAGAACUUGUUCUCCACCGAACACGGAGGAGGAAUUUGUAUCAUGGUGUGGGUCCACAAUAAGUGGAUUUACCAAAAUGAUCUCUCUUCACAUCUUUUGGUGGAGUAAAUUUCCAAAUAACCUCACUACUUUUUAAAUAGCAGGGGCUACACUUUUGAAUAUGACAUCCGUAGCUGAAGGAGGCAUUUAUGGAAACUAAUUAUGUUAUCCUAUAGUCAAGCUGUCUAGUUCUUGAUGUAUAUAUAUUUUCUGUAAGUUGCUUGACUGUAAUUACAAGCAUGUAAGUUAGCCUGUGUUGCAAUUCACUGGGAAGCAUGUAAGCUAGAUUAUAAUAUCGGAAGUGAGGUACUAAUUGGUCUAUGGCUGGAAUUUGGUAUUUGGUCAAUCAAUUUUAAUUUCUCAUCA
Beta vulgaris subsp. vulgaris (sugar beet) is the source of this 2144-nucleotide messenger RNA. RefSeq lists its product as hypothetical. Gene Ontology annotation, cellular component: mitochondrion. The record is from RefSeq and is a predicted model, not a curated record. The coding region runs from base 400 to 1587 and encodes 395 amino acids. The transcript is spliced from 9 exons. Gene Ontology annotation, molecular function: protein-lysine N-methyltransferase activity. Gene Ontology annotation, biological process: peptidyl-lysine trimethylation. Lineage: Eukaryota; Viridiplantae; Streptophyta; Magnoliopsida; Caryophyllales; Amaranthaceae.